Verticillium nonalfalfae is the source of this 1020-nucleotide messenger RNA. RefSeq names its product THO complex subunit 3 (gene THOC3). NCBI's taxonomy places the organism in Eukaryota, Fungi, Ascomycota, Sordariomycetes, Glomerellales, Plectosphaerellaceae. The record is from RefSeq and is a predicted model, not a curated record. Bases 1 to 1020 code for a protein of 339 amino acids. Gene Ontology annotation, cellular component: THO complex part of transcription export complex. Gene Ontology annotation, biological process: mRNA export from nucleus. The transcript has 5 exons. Gene Ontology annotation, molecular function: protein binding.
AUGGCACCGCUCUCUCGCCCGAAGACAAGUCUCCCGAGGGAACGAUUCACUACGUACUUGAAAGAUAUCAAGAUACAAACGUAUCAAGACCCUAGCUUCGGCUCCAGUUCACGCAACAGCGGCUCUUUACGCAGCAUAUGGUCCAUAUCUUGGAAUCCAACUGGUUCACUCAUUGCCACGGGAGCGGAUAGGAUACUUCGUGUCUGGAAUCCCGAAAAGCCCGUUGCACGCUUCUCGACCGAGCUCAAGGGGCACACAGCUGCGAUUGCCAAGGUUGCCUUCAAUCCUGCCAAGGAUGCAGAGCUCUGUAGCAUUAGUUUUGAUGGCGUGGUCAAAUUCUGGGACGUUCGAAGCAAAACCUGCACCAACGAAGUCAAGGGUCUUGGUGAAGCCUUCACGCUGGCAUGGGCCCCAGAUGGCGAGACCCUCGUCGUAGGCAACAAAGCGGACACGCUCUUUAUACUGUCUCCUACCCAAACGACACCCUUGUCUACUCACACGCAAGAUGUGCAGACAAAUCAGGUAUCGUUCUGCUGGAGUGGAGAGAAGGUCUUCCUGACCACUGGCGAGGGUCGUGUCCGUAUCCUUUCGUAUCCCGACUUUCAGCCGCUGCUUCACCGCGAGGGCCCAGACGGGGCCAUCGAGUUCACGCUGGAUGGCCACGCUUCACAAUGCCUCUCGGCCGAGAUGCAGCCGACUGCUCGUUAUCUAGCCACGGGUGGGUAUGAUUCCAUCAUUGCGCUCUGGGACACGACAAACUGGAUCUGCCAGAACACGGUCACCACGUCUGUAGGCCCUGUCCGAAGCAUCAGCUUCACAUUUGACGGCAGCUACUGCGUGGGAGGCAGCGAACAGGGUGCUGGCCUUGAUGUUUUCCACACGGAGACGGGGGAUAUUAUCCACACCAUCAAGACAAGUGAUCCCAGCCCAGUGGUGGCAUGGGCACCUACACGAUAUUACCUCGCUUUUAUAGACCAGAAUGCCCUCCGCAUUGCUGGUAUCGAUACAGAACGAAAAUAG